Molecule: messenger RNA, 4335 nt
Organism: Plasmodium inui San Antonio 1
Lineage: Eukaryota; Apicomplexa; Aconoidasida; Haemosporida; Plasmodiidae
Exons: 4
Coding region: 1-4335 (1444 amino acids)
Biological process (GO): mismatch repair
Cellular component (GO): nucleus
Molecular function (GO): ATP-dependent DNA damage sensor activity; mismatched DNA binding; ATP binding
Source: RefSeq, a predicted model, not a curated record
AUGAGAAGCAUUACCGGGAGGUGCCUCAACCUGUUGAUCGCCGUUUAUGUGCUUUUUUCCAAACAUACUAUGUGCCUAAGGAAGAAGCUUCUAUUUAACUUUCUGGGGAAGGGAAAAGUGGUCCUGUUGGUGAACGUGAGGAGGAAGAGUCUAUUUCGCGUGAGUAAUUGCUACGUGAACAAUUUGAUAUACACGAGUGAGGAUGACAUAUAUAGGAUAAACCCGGUGGAUAGCUGCGCCCCGAGGGGGGGUGGAAAUGAGGAGAUGAAGUCAGCGGAUAAGCUGAGGAUAGCCGAAGUGGUCGGCCAGUCGAUCGAUGAGUAUAGCGAUGGGUCGAUCGAUCAGCCUACCGAUUGCUCUACCGAUGGCUUGAUCUAUGCGUCUACCCAUCAGUCUACCUCCGGGGCGAGCAUCAUCUCGAACAGCAAUUUGGACAACUUGGCGGAUGAGGAAGGAAGCGAUAGACUGGAUAGCGGCACUGACGGGAGCAGCAACUCGACGCCUCUCCGCAACCAGUUCGAGCCAUCCGACUACGAACUGCAAAUGUACAAGAACAAGUGGAAAAUACCUAUUUACUGGAUAAAGAAAUUAGAGAGGCUGAAAAAUAUGAACGCCAUUAAUUGUGUAGAGCAUUUGAAGGAUGAUAAUCUGCUGUACUUUGACAAUUACAAAAAUAAAGGAUUGCUAAAAUUCCUAAAUGAAGAGAAAAAAAAGUACAGUAACUGCAUUAUUCUGGUAAGGGUCGGAGAUUUUUAUGAGACCUAUGGGCUGGAUUGCAUAUUCCUAAUCGAAUUUUUAAACAUAAAAAAGAUGAACAAUAAGUUGUCAUGUGGAUUCAUCAAGACGAGCAUCAACAAAGCUCUCCACAUCCUGACGAGUAACAAUUUGAAUAUCUGUGUGUAUGAGGAGAUGAAUGAGAAGUCGUUGAAGAUGAAGAAGAGGUACCUCUCUCAGAUUGUAACUCCUGAGUUUCCCAUUUAUCUGAACAAUAUACAGUACUGCCAGGGGGAGAGUAAUAACACGGAUGAGUCCACCGAUAAAGGGAAUAACCUCUUUUUCCAGUCGUACGAUUUGGAGGACCACUUCGUGGUGAAAGAAAUUGUCUGCAUUUACAUCGAAAGUAGGAAUAUCUUUUCCCUAUCCAAAAUUAAUCUAAGUUUGAAGACCAUUUCUAUAUUUGACAACAUAACUUUCGAUGUGUUAAAUGUUUAUUUGAAAAAUACGAAUUUUUUAAAGGCCUACAUUCAUCAGCAUCAUAACUCCAGCUUUACUAAGAAAAUUACGCAGCUGUUUCGGGUGGAAAACUACUACCUUUUUAGCAACUUCUCCAGCAGUCUGCGCUUCCAUCUGUUUAUUCUGGACAAGCUGAAGCGGCAGAUAAAUGUGGGGGGCCUCUUCAGGCUGAUAAGGAACAAGAGUGUGUUCCGCGUUGGGGGUAGCGAUAGCCACACGGGGAUGAGUAGCGAUCUGGGGAGGGAUAACCACGUUGGGGGGGACAACCCCGCUAAGGACGCCCACACCUACUACUCCUAUUGCACCCCCCUGAACAUAUUCACAAGUUACAAUAUGGGCGUGUACAGGCAGAACAACUGCUACGAUAACAGAAGCAGCUACCUGUUCUACAACAUAGUGGAUGUGGACAAUAGGGAUUCCAACAGCAUCAACAUUAACGAAUCGAUGGAAUUUUUUAAAAACAUUUUCCUUUUUUACCCCCCCUUUGAGGUGACGAAACAUAUAAGAUACAUAAAUGAGUAUAUUCAGAAGAAUCAAGAGAGGUUAAUCAUCCCCAAUGUUAGACCAUUUAGGAAUAACAUCAUUGUAACGCUUCUCUCAAGCUUCAAAGCUGAUCAUACGACUUUGAAGAAAAUAUUUACCAACGCGCAGGCAGUACAGAAAUGUAUCAGCCGAUUUGAGUACUCCCUGCUGACAUCCAUUUUUCGAGUGAUGAAUCACCAGAAUAGCUUCAAUUUAAAUGUGGUAAAAUUUUAUCAUCUGCUGAAAAGUAUUGAAGACAUUUUGGCGGCCAACUUGGAAUUACAUCCCUCCAGUUUUUCUUACCGGUCUGAAAUUCCCGCCUUCAACGAGUUCGUUUUUUAUCAUGAAAGUGAGGUGCAUAAUUUGGUUAACGAGAAUUUGCUGAAGCAGCAGAAUGAAGAGAUCGUAGCUGCGAGGAAGGAUUUACUCCAAACGGUCAUUCGGGAUUAUGCGAAUCGCGAGGAGAACAAAUACGAUUUAGAUGACUUACACAAAAUCGUUAAGGUUGAUAACACGAAUGACAUUAUUGGGAUAAAGAAGAAGAGGAAGAAUUUCCAAUCUGGUCAUUUCUUUCACCCCUUGAAUAAAAAAUCCGACGUGAUGAAAAACGUCUAUGUGACUGAACAGGUGCAGAGGAAAGUCAGGAGCUAUUUAUCCGCCAUUGACAGGAAGAGGCGCCGAAUCGCGGACAUCAUUCGCGGCGUAAAUGUUCAGCUCUCCUCUUCCGUGCAUAUUCUUUCCUUCGUGUCUAACUUUUUGCAGAUCGUGCAGGCCCUCUACAACCACACCAUAAACAGCAUCAAACGCAAGUGGAGCCUGCCCAUCUGCAAGCACCUAACCGUGACGUACGCAAAGCAGACCUUCGACAAUAUGGACGAGAAGCUGCGUUACAUACAGAAGUGCCUGUACGAUGAGGAGGGAAAUGAAGCAGCGGAGGAGAGCAACCCCGAUGGAACGAACCAUCCUUUGGACCAUCCAGAUCGGCAGCAUUUUAUCCAAUUGAACGAAGAAGAAGAGAAACAGAUGUCACAGAAUGUAGAUCCUGAUUCAGUCGGAGAGGUAAAGAAAAUUUAUAAGGAAAAAAACUACAUGAAUGAAUCUAUUACGUAUAUUUUAGGGGCCAAGCCGUACAAUAUGAGUAAAGACAACCUAGUAAAGUACGAUAUUUUUUUAAGAAAGAAAAAAUUCAUUUUGUUGACUGGCAAAAAUAUGAGUGGCAAGACGACGCUGUCGUUUACGUUGCUGUGUAUCCUUUUUCUGGCCAACCUGGGCAUGUACGCCCCCUGUGAGGAGAAAAGCAUCGUUUCGAAAUUCCGCGAAUUCUACAGCUUAAAAAAUGUCAACUACCAGGAGCAAAUCGAGAACAUGUCCCUGUUCAGGGAGCAGACCUACUACAUAAAUUCAAUAAUCGAGGAGAUCAAGGAAAACUGCCCUUUCUCCAGGCAGUCCUCUCGGGAUGGAGAAAUUUUCAUUCUCUUCGACGAACCUUGCAUAGCGACGACGCCAGUUGACAAUGCGGUCAUCAUCAGCGCCCUGUCGGACUACCUCAAAAACUACUGCGGAAUAAUAAUCACACACAAUUACGACUUGCUGAGGAAAAUUUGCCUGAACGAAAAUAUCGUUUUUAAGAAGAUAAAUGAAAGCAUCAACUAUUUGACAACACAAACGUAUGAACAGAGAGCCACGUUGGAAAAUGGCGUCUGCAAAAACAGCGAAGCGUUGGAGACGUGUAGACACACAAAGGUUGAUGGGAAACUGCUGGACCUCUUAACUUUGUACCAACAGAAAUACAGGCUGAUACAUAAUUUAAGUGACACUCUGUAUUACAAAUUUAUGGAGUACGUAAAAGGUAAACAUGGACAGGAUGGAAAAAGAAGCAUGCACGAUUUUUUUGAAUAUUGUCUGAAUGGCCCUUUGGAGGAAGGGAGAACACACAAAGGUGAUGCUGCCGAGGGAGAGAACAUGAUGGAUGCAAUGGAGCGAGACAGGUGGAAAAAUAUGACACAGUGUUUGGAAUUUUUGCGGAGAGGAAACCCCGAGGAGGGAGCUAGCAAAAGGGGGGAUCAUUUGAAUGGGAAGAGGGAAAAGCCAUAUGUUGGAAGCUUCCCCAACUGUAGGGACGAUCAAAAUUUGCGGAUCGCCGCUCUGGACGCGGAAAUGGAUCGUGAAAUGGAUCGCGAAAUGCAGGAAAAGGAACUUACCGCGGCAAUGGAACAAAUCGAAGAUGCAGUGAAAAGAAAGGUGUUUAAAAUUGCAAUGAAUGAGGAUGUCCCCAUUUUUUUUAAAAACAAAAGUGUAGUGUACAUUUUGUGCAUUUUUGCGCAGACAAAAAAAAAACCAUAUUUUUACAUAGGCAUAAGUGACAACAUUUCCGAGAGGUUAAAAUGCCACACGAGGAAUUUAUUAAACAAGAGAAAUCUUUUAAAAAAUGAAAAAAAAAAUAAUAUACUGAAUUAUAAAUUUGACAUGGAUUCCUUCUACACACUUUUGUUUCACGUGGAAAACAAAAUGUUCGCGUCCAAAUAUGAGCGGGAGUUAUCCGAUCUACUAAAACGCGAAUAUGACAUUUUGUCCAAGUAG